Kockovaella imperatae is the source of this 1924-nucleotide messenger RNA. Its product is annotated as eIF3 subunit 6 N terminal domain-domain-containing protein. The record is from RefSeq and is a predicted model, not a curated record. The transcript is spliced from 6 exons. Gene Ontology annotation, biological process: translational initiation. Gene Ontology annotation, molecular function: translation initiation factor activity. The coding region runs from base 26 to 1453 and encodes 475 amino acids. Lineage: Eukaryota; Fungi; Basidiomycota; Tremellomycetes; Tremellales; Cuniculitremaceae. Gene Ontology annotation, cellular component: nucleus; eukaryotic translation initiation factor 3 complex; cytoplasm.
CUCACAAGGGCAUCCACCAUACACCAUGGCAGAGUAUGAUAUCACUCAGCGCCUCAUACCUCACCUCGACAGGCAUUUGGCCAUUGUCAUACUGAAUCACCUCGCCGACAUUGACGUGUUUCCCGCGGGGCAGAUUGCCAAAGCUCAAUAUGACCUCGGGAAAGCGACCAACAUGGUGGACUAUGUGCAGGGGCUGCAUGAGCAGCUGCCGGAUGCCGAACCUACGGACUUUCAACGGUUGAGGGAUGAGGCGACGGCCAAGUACACUGAUCUGCAGGAGAAGGCCCAGCCAGUCAUGAAUGUGAUUGCGGAUCCCGAGGCGGUGGCAAAGUUGAGGAGUGGAGUUGACAGGGAGAAGAAUUUGGAAAUGCUCCGGUCGGAAUACAACAUUAAUAUCGAUCAAAUCAAUGCGUUGUAUCAUUUUGGACAGUACCAAUACACGCUGGGAGCGUAUGCUCAGGCGGCCAACUUUUUGUACCACUUCCUGCUCUUUUCUCCUUCCUUCGAGCUCAACAUUUCGGCUCACUGGGGAAAGUUAGCGUCCAAUAUUCUCAGCGGAGAAUGGGAGUCUGCCCUCACCGACGUCAAGGACCUCCGUGAUGCGAUCGAUAACCCCCACGGUACAAGUAUGGCGAAACCAUUGGCUCAAUUACAAGCUCGGACGUGGCUGCUCCAUUGGUCUUUGUUUGUGUUCUUCAACCAAGCACAAGGGUGCCAGGGCUUGCUCGAGAUGUUCCUGGCGCCAGCAUACCUCAACACAAUUCAGACAUCGUGUCCCCAUCUCUUGCGAUAUCUCGUCGCUGCAGCUGUCAUCUCCCGUCGCGCGCCAAAGGUCGGCAGGGCCAGGGAUCACAUCAAGGAUCUCACCCGGAUCAUUCAGUUGGAGGAGUAUCAGUACUCGGACCCGGUCACCGGCUUUUUGAAGGACUUGUUCACCGAUUUCGACUUUGACAAGGCGCAAGAGCGACUGACGGUGGCCGAGAGUGUCGUGAGAGAAGACUUCUUCCUCUCUGGGUUUGCAGACGAUUUCGUAGAGAAUGCCAGGUGGUUGGUGUCCGAGGCGUUUUGCAGAAUACAUCAGAAGAUUGACAUUGAUCAACUAUCGCGUACGCUCAACAUGUCGACUGAGGAGGGCGAGCGAUGGAUCGUCAACUUGAUCAGGGAUUCAAGAAUGGGCGUGGAAGCAAAGAUUGAUCUCAAGUCGAAUAUGCUGCACAUCUCGAGACAGAAUACGACACCGACUGCGACGUUGAUUGAAACGACGAGGGGACUGGCAUUCAGGUCUCAGGCAGUGCAGUAUGCGAUGCAGAAUGCGUCCGGGGAGAGGGAGAGGGGUGAGAGAGGUGAGAGAGGGGAGAGAGGUGGGCGAGGGAGGGGACGGGGCGGCAGGCCAAAUGGAACGGCCAGAGCUUUGCCAGAUGCCGUCCCUGAGCCAUCAGAGGUCGCCGCAUAGCUGGGCAUGUAUGUGUAUAUGCUACAAAAUUCAGGAGUUAGAGGAUCGGUAGGUGACAUCUCAUGCCAUCUCUGUGGGGUGACAAGCUACAAAUCGGACCGGAUCGUGGUCGUUUCGAUUUUGCUACACUGGGAACAUCCGGGCCGAGCAUGGUACCAUGUCGGUUGCCAGAGACUUGAGGUUAGCAGAAUCGAGCAAGACGAUGAUAGUGCGUGUCUCCCAUGUAGGUAUUCUGAUACGCAUCUGCGAUGGUCUUGCCCAAUGAUGUGGGUUCCUUGUCCCGCACAGACCGCAUGUGCUGCGGUGCAGACUUCGACUACGCGGUCCCUAUCGCUGUCUCCAUUUUGUUCGUCUCGAUGUGGAGCAUCAAUCAUACCAGAAUCCUGAGGACUGAGGUCAGGCGAAAGGGAUGGGUCUUAUUACAUUGUAGCUCUUAUCUGGAGACCUUUCUUCGUGUGAAUGACGGUUACG